AUGACAUUUGACGCCAGAUCCCUACAAUUGCUCGAGAAGUUUUUAGCAACUGCCACCAAUCUGACAGAAUACCCGAUUACUGAGGAAAGAUGGGGAGCAAACGCUAUUAUCGCGGGCCGGAGGACAAGCCAGGAAGCAAAAAGCAUCGCUAUCGAGAUGAAUCUGGAGUUACUCAAGAAACAGGAUGAUGAUGACGAGAUCCUCUACUUUGUCGAAAACGAACUGCAUGGCCGGCGGGUGCGACUGCGCCAACACAAACUUUCAGACGAGCAAACUCGCCUUCUCGGUUACUUUGCGAAACUCAUCGAUGAGUUUGACUACUUGUGCAGCCCCGACAACCCAGAGGUUCCAGACGACAAAGCUUUUGCAAACAAAAGGGCCUUGGUCAUCACAGAGAGGGAUGAUCUGAUCAAACAGAUACAAUAUGAAAUCACAAAACCCAUUGACGCAGCUGAUACGUCCAGAUCUCCGACGAUGUCUCCGAAGUCGCCUCAGGUACAGGUUCAGCAUACGCCGAUCAAACAAGAGGAGCAUAUACCGAUGCAACAGGACGAGCAUACACCACUAAACCAAGAGAAGUCUGAAUCGCUGAGCAGAAGCGAGACAACGACGACAGUUCGGAAACUUGAGCUUGAUGCGAUACAGGAUUUCUGCAGCAUCACCGGCGUCGACUUCGAAGAGGCCGAGAAGAAGCUUAAAUAUUAUGAUUACAAUGUAAAUAACGCCAUAGACUUUCACUACGCAGACCAAAAGGCCUCAGAGCAAUCAGCACCCCCCGACGUUGAUAUGGAUGCUGAUCCCGAGCUGGAAGAAGCCAUCCGGUUGAGUCUUGUGACUGGAUCUUCUGGCGGCGAAGCUACACAGUGUAAUCUUCCGGUCGACAACUCGAUAACGAACGACAAACCGAAAAGGCAUACGCAAUUGUACCGCGAGGAUGCAUUUAGCAUAUCGAAGGUCACGACUGGUGAGAUCUCACAAAAUGUGGCUGAAAUGGUGCAGUCGCAUGCCCAAAUUCGAAAGAACAAGGGUGAGGAGCAACCAGAGAUCACCCAGAGUAAUUUGGAGGCUCAACAUGGCAAAGAGAAUUGCGAAGACUCGAGCAAGCAAGCAGUCGCAGCAGUCACAGCAGUCACUGGAGACAUAUCCCCAAGAGGUCGCUCUCACGCUGGCCAAUCCAUCCUAUUAGAUCCCCAAGGAAACUUCAAGGCACAUGUGCAUCCAGAGCCUCCUCAAACAAGUCUGUGGGAGCAAUACCAAACUAUGCGAAGCAGAUUGCAAGUACAGUAUUACGGUUCCGGCGCAUGCUUCGAAAGCCUAGGUCCCAUUCGCGGCGUUCCUACAAGGGAACAAGCUGAAUACAUGAAGCCAGCCGAACAGACCCAAAAUGACAACGCCAACACGGUUUCGGCUGUGAAAAUCGACGACGCUGGAGGGUACAGAAACGUUGGGCAGGUAAAAACAGCUAGGGCAUAUCGAGAAAAGCAGGAAGUUCAGCAUGCAGAGAAAAUAGCCGAUGCCGCAGAUGCUGAAAUGGCAGUCGAGUUGACAGACGAUGAGCUCAAAAUUCAAGAAGAAAGAGACCACGAAUACGCAGAAACGGUGCAAAAUCAACUCUAUGCAGAAGAAGAGGAAGAAGGAGGACAACUCGCCAAUGCACCAGAACCCGUGCACGUCUGUGAAGACUGGGCAAAAGUGACAGCCGCAACCAUACAUUCCCAAAUGAAAGGAAUUGCGUCUGAACAAAACACAGAAGACGACAACGAUUCUACACGCGGCAACUACAGCCCAGCACACAGUGGCCACGACUCUGCGAUCGGCGACGACGAAACUUCAUCCAAGUUGGACCUUGAUUACAUCACGAAACACGCCGAAGAAAACAACAGACAGAACGAGAAGCAGGGAGAUUUCGAAUCUGACUCCUUCAUCACCCUCAGAGACCUCGAGGAGUUGAGCGACGAGCCGAGAAAGGCCGUGUCGGAACAAGAGAACGCUCUAUCCGUUUCGAAAGAACAAGCCAAUAAACACACCACAGAUCAGGGAAAUGUCGAACCUAACUAUUUCGUCAAUCCCCGAGACCUCGAGAAAGUGAGAAGUCAGGUGGACGAUGUCGGUUCAGAACAAAGGAAGGAUCUGUUCAUCUCGAACCAAGACGAUGCCUGGGACGGAUACGACAGUGACGCAGAUGAAAUGGAAAUUGACGAUAAGGGGAUAGUUGGUUCUGAUGCUGAUGCAGAAGGCGAUACGGAUAGCGAACUGCAAGGUUUUGAUGCCGAUGCGGAAGGCGACGUGGAUGAAGAGAUGCCAACGUCGACAUCGAUCGGAGAUAAGGAUGUUGUCAUGAGCGUGGUAACGGGUGACGAACAGCAGACUCUCGAAUCGAGUAAGGAGGAGGAAGAACAAAGCGCGAAAAAAGAAAAGUACGGCUCACCUAUGGUGUCCAAGCCGGAUGAGGAUGUGGACAUGGACGCUGAAGACGGGAAUGUCAAGAUCUUCAAGACGGAUGAAGAAGACAACGUCGAUAUGGCCGGCAGCAGUUAG
Alternaria atra is the source of this 2538-nucleotide messenger RNA. RefSeq lists its product as uncharacterized. NCBI's taxonomy places the organism in Eukaryota, Fungi, Ascomycota, Dothideomycetes, Pleosporales, Pleosporaceae. The coding region runs from base 1 to 2538 and encodes 845 amino acids. The record is from RefSeq and is a predicted model, not a curated record. The transcript has a single exon.